Messenger RNA from Porites evermanni, 1248 nucleotides. NCBI's taxonomy places the organism in Eukaryota, Metazoa, Cnidaria, Anthozoa, Scleractinia, Poritidae. The record is from the annotation of a GenBank genome assembly.
AUGAUAACGUUAAUCCCUGUUUACUACUUUGCCAUCUUCCUCCAGCUAAACGUAGUUGUUGGUAUUUUCUGCAACUACAAAAACUGCAAAGACUGCGCCUCCAAUACCUCUUUAGGCAAAACGUGCAGAUGGUGUAGAAGGGACAACAAAUGCCAUGUCGUUGGCUCCCCCACAACAAAGUGCAAGAGGGCGGAAAAUAUCGUCGAUCCGUCUCGUUGUGGAGAAGAAUUGCCCCAAUACAACCCUGAAUUGUCUUUAAAGAUGUUGCUCCUUUCCGCUGCGGCGUAUGAUCCAAAUCAUCCCCAGAAAUGCCUCGACAACUCUUUGCCAUCUGACGACUUUCAAAUACAGCAUACUGUAACAAAGAAAUGUGAUUUCCUUGAUAACCAGUGCUCUUGCUAUGUUGCUGUUUCCCAUACCGUGAACGUUAUUGGCAUUGCUUUUCGCGGCUCCGAAUGUUUCGAACAAGCAUUCAUUGAGUUUGUAGAGGGUUUAGUUAGCCCUAAGGAAGCUUUUUUAAGCAAUGGUGAAGUUCAAACCUACUGGAAAAGAGGCUUCGAGAAGUUAUGGCCGAGCAUGGAAUCGAAAGUGAAGGCUCUCAUCGCUGACAAUCCAUCCUACAAAAUUUGGGUUACAGGGCAUUCUCUGGGUGGCGCAAUGGCGUCCUUGGCGAGCACAUGGCUCAGAUAUUACAAUGUUGCUUCUCGUGAUAAAAUCGUAUCGUACACGUUUGGAAUGCCUCGAGUUGGAAACUAUGACUACGCUUUGCAACACGAUCAGCUUGUUAGCAACACCUGGAGAGUGGUUAAUAAAGAUGACGCUGUUCCUCAUUUCCCAAGCUUAGCCUCCCUGAGCAUCCUAAACGGUCCAUACCACCAUGGAGUAGAAGCUUUUUACAGCGAGCCGGCAACAAGUGUGUAUUCAAAGCACAGGGAAUGCCACGAAAGACCAUUCAACGAGGACGUCACUUGUAGUUUCUCGGAAAUACCGUCCUUCAAACGACACAAAAACUACUUCGGCAUUCCUGUGGGGACAUUCUGGGAGAAAGACUGUGUUCACUCGACACGUAAGAAACGCGAAACGCCAGGAAAAUAUAACAACACUCUUGCAAGAGAUCCGCGCUGCUCGAAGAAAAACACGAAAGAGGCUCGGUCCUCUUCCGCCCGAGCUCGAUCUUUCAAUAUGUCACAGUUUGAGCGAUCCUUUUUCUGUUUCGUGGUAUUUUUCAUUUCUACUACCUUAGAAUAA